GACUCCACCGCCCAAUGAUGAGGCUACCGUCGACACCUUCGCCACCAUGGCCUACGUCCAGUCUCUCAAAGACAAGCUCGACUCCAUGGAAUCGACCAUCAGGGGCACCAUCAAUGCUUCUGUCUCCUCGGCGAUGGGCGCGGCCACGGGCCCCAUCACUGCUGACAUCGCCGCGGCCCAAGCUGGCAUCAGCGGCCUCUCGAGUAAGAUCGAACAAAAAGUCGGCCUCGCCGUGGGCGAGCAGAUCGAUGCCACCCGCAAGCCAUUCCAGCAACAGUUCGACGCCUUCACCCAGCGCAUGGGCGACAUCGAGAGCCGCCAGGACCAGACCGACAAGGCCAUCUCCCAAAUGUCUGACCAGAUCGCCGCGCUCCAGAAAGCUUUUGAGGUGGCCAACAAGCAACCGGUGCAGCAGACCUUCGUGGGCCGCGACUUCGACAGAGACGUGGACCUCACUAUCGUCAAAGUGCAUGCUGAGGGCCUGGUCACACUCGACAAAGCGUCAGAGGCCCUCACCAAGUGGAGCACCGGCAGCGGCAUCGAGGAAUCGCACUUCCAGGUCCAGGGCCAAGACACCUCCAGAUACUUCACGGUUCAGUUCACAGGCCUCCCUGGGCCCGCCGCUCGCCGAACUCAGACAGCCUUGGACUGUCUCCGCAAUCGUGAUGGCAGUUGGUCCCGCAUCCGUGCCCCAGCUAUCGCGGGCAAUGGGUAUGUUGAGCUGCGGGUGGGGCCAGACACGUCUCCCAAGCAGAUCAAGACAGAAGUCGUCGGCAAGCGCAUCCGCCAGGCCUUGGAGCGGGCCUUCCCUAACCACACCUGGAGAGUCGACCGUGCCAAGGUCUGGAUCUCGGCCAACUGGUCUCCCGUUCUCCCUUUGACAAUACAUCCAAGACGUGAUGAAGUUACGACGAUCGCCUACCAGGACACGGGCCUCCCCGCGCUGGGCAUCACCCGCACGCAGAUCAAGGACGCCAUCAACGAUGUGGUUACGCCCGACGAGGAGGCCCACCAGAAACACGCUCAGCUCCUCGCCUUCGCGCGGAAGAUCAGCACCAAGCUCUCCAUGCCGUCCUCCUUCGCGACAGGUCUCAAUGCGGCGAGCGAGUCCCCCUCCCUGGGCGCGGCGAGCGAGCCCCCCCUCCCUGGGCGCGUCUUGCGCACCGUCUUCCAGGCCGACGAUCAGAGGCUGAUAUUCGACAACAUUCAUAAUUACGAGAUCAACGCUGUGGCGGCCAGGCGCACUUCGACUAAGAUCAACAGCGACAAGCAACUUGGGAAGGCCGACCUGGGCAAAACCGUGCUCGUCGUCAUCGGGGACUUCAGCUUCGCCGCCGUCGGGGAGCUGAAACUCAGUGAGCCCAGUGCCAGAGCAUCCUCGGAGGCUGCCGAGACCCCCGAAGCUUCGGCGCGCAAGUGGCCUGGAGCGCUCAAGCACUUGGUGGAGAUCGAGGGCAGUGACGCCACCCACUUCUGCGCGGAGACGCUGGCGGAGUCGCGGGUCAGCGACCGCGCCGCAGUUCUCGUCUCCUUCGCCACGCGCGGCCUCAAGGCCGAGAAGAACCAGCCGAUCGCCCAGUACAUCUUCAAGCUACCCAUCUUCAAGCAGAUUGCGGAGAGGGCGUUGCCCCGCGCUGACCUGGACAAGCUUUUCCCGCCAGCUAGACUGCUGCAGAAUACGGAACUCUUGCGAGAGGUUGCGCGCGCUGCCCGAGACCGCAUGCACGAAGAACAUCCAGGGCAGGGGGGUGUCCAGCUUCAGCUGGCCAAGUCGCUGGCCAGCGUGGCACGGCGCCAGGAUCGCGCGCUGGCGGCCAGACUCCUUCGCGCUCGUGCUAAAGCGCAAGACAUCCUCGACAUCAGCAGUGUCCAGAUCAAGCGCAUCGACCCUGCCGCUUUCGAUGGG
This is a messenger RNA of Prorocentrum cordatum, 1906 nucleotides long. NCBI's taxonomy places the organism in Eukaryota, Dinophyceae, Prorocentrales, Prorocentraceae. The record is from the annotation of a GenBank genome assembly.